AGAGACCAGGUCUGUUGGAGUGCCCAAAACAUUGGCAUCCACUCCCAGGGAAAUGUUUGUUUUUAUCUCCCACUCUCAGCUCUUGGAAUAACAGUCUAGCCAACUGUUCCACAGAAGAAUCCAGAUUGUUGCUUAUUCAAGAUCAGGAAGAAUUGAAACUCAUACAGAACCUGAUAAAUGAAGAAGGAAUUCUAUAUUGGACUGGAUUACAUUUUGUACUAUCAGAGAAGAGCUGGAAGUGGAUAAAUGGCUCUUUUUUAAAUUCUGAUAUGUUUCAAAUUACUGGCGAUGCUGGAGAAAACAGAUGCGCUUUAAUCUCUCAGAAAAAAGUUUUUUCUGAGAACUGUGAUUCAGAAAAUAAAUGGAUCUGCCAAACGGAACUGAAAUCUGUUAGAAAUAAAGAGUGUCCCGACUGUUGA
Molecule: messenger RNA, 419 nt
Organism: Galeopterus variegatus (Sunda flying lemur)
Lineage: Eukaryota; Metazoa; Chordata; Mammalia; Dermoptera; Cynocephalidae
Product: killer cell lectin-like receptor subfamily B member 1
Exons: 3
Source: RefSeq, a predicted model, not a curated record